Molecule: messenger RNA, 930 nt
Organism: Camponotus floridanus (Florida carpenter ant)
Lineage: Eukaryota; Metazoa; Arthropoda; Insecta; Hymenoptera; Formicidae
Exons: 6
Coding region: 253-702 (149 amino acids)
Source: RefSeq, a predicted model, not a curated record
UUGCAUUGUUUCCAGAUAUGGUCUGUUGAAGAAUUAGAAGAGUUAUGAGAAAUUAAAGUUGUAUCAACCACUCAUGGCUAGAACGAAAGGAAGAAGAUUUUAUGUAAUGGCCGCAUAAGAAUCCUAGGAAAUGUAUUCGGAAAAAUGUACAACCGGACAGCAGCUGGAAAGUGUAUAAAGUACAUCUUCUUACUACAAGUGACUCCUAUCUAGAAGGCAUUAAAUUACGCGAAAAGAAAAUCAAAUUCAGAUAUGGAAACAUCAUGUUCCCAGUUAGGGAAAGGUAAACGUAGAAGAAAGCAUAAGAGCCAAGAUGUCAGUGACAAUUCCGAUAGCGACCCACAGAGAAUGACAUCGCCUCCUUCGAUAACAAUUUCUCACGAUAUACGGACAGUUUUUGCACAUGUAAAUUUGUCAAUACACAAAAAUGAGAAACGGAACUAUAAUAAUAUAAAUACCGAAAAAGAUAUUGUUAUCAUUGAAGGAGGAGGUAAUUUCAAUGACAAUAAUGGCACUUCAACCAAUGUGGAUGAAGUCGACAAAGAAGUCCAAGAAAAUAAUAUUGCUGCUAUAAUGACAACUAGAGAUGAGAAUUUUACAAUUCCGGGUUACAUUAUUAUUGAAGAUUUACAAACAGAUAACCACGUAAUAUUAAAAAUAUUACACAAUGUUUUGGCAACUAGAAAAAUGGACGAAACAUAAACUAUUUUUAUGUUUUGUAUAGGAAAUGUUCUUCUAUUUAUUAGGAGGGAAUACUGCCCAAGUUCUAAGUAAAAAUGGAUUGGGGAAACUAUUUACCAAUAAGCUGGCUCUUGGUUUGGGCGCAAGGGAAAUUAUCAAUUAAACUCAUUACAUACAAUGGAAAUUUUAAAAAGCCGAGAUGCAGAAGGAGAAUACCAAAAUUUAUGACUAAAUAUAUAGAUAUGUAGA